CCGGAGUUGUCACAAGUGAACACAGGUGACCUGGGACGCGCCAAGCUCCGCUGACAACAUCACAACCAGCGGAAAUAAAAACAAUUAGCAGCUGGAGUGCAAGUGGAGUGUAUCAUCCAUUUUUCUGAAAUUAUUAAUGACACAUAAUGCCUUUUUUUCUUUUUGCGUAGUUUGUGUUUGAGGAUACGAGCGAUUCCACUGACCGCAUUGGAGCGCACUGGUGGAAGACCCACGUAUUUUCCAGAACCUGCACUCCCAACUUCGUAUCAUCUGACCUUCAGAGCGUUUUCCAGUCCUCUCCAGGGUGUCCAGAGAUGUAGGGAGCAGUGGGAGGAGCACCCCCCCCCCCUUCUCACUCUCUCAGCACCACUUUACUUACAAAGAGGUAACCAUGGUUGACAGAGGAAGAACAAUGAUUCCAAGCACCACCCUCCUUUUUGAAGCUUCCAGUCUGUUAUUCGAACUCAAUCAGCAUGACAGAGUGAACUCCAGCCUUGUCCUCAUCAACACUCACACUUGAGUUAAUGAGAGAAUCACUGACAUGAUGUCAGCUGGUCCUUUUGUGGCAGGGCUGUAAUGCAGUGGAAAUGUUUUUGGGGGAUUCAGUUAAUUUGCAUGGCAAAGAGGGACUUUAAUUAAUCUGAUCACCCUUCAUAACAUUCUGGAGUAUAUGCAAAUUGCCAUCAUACAAACUGAGGCAGCAGACUUUGAAAAUUAGUAUUUGUAUCAUUCUCAGAACUUUUGGCUACAACUGUAGAUCAUAAACGGUGAGUAGCAGCGGCGUGCCGAGCAGUUGCCAUACCAAGCGGUGAUGCAACCAGUCGAUGGUGCAGCUGUAGAACUUUUUGAGGAUCUGAGGACCCAUGCCCAUGCCCUCUUCACGACUGUACUUGGUGUGUUUGGACCAUAAUAGUUUGUUAGUGAUAUGGACGCCAAGGACCUUGGAGCUCUCUACAACAUGCAGGGAUAUUGGACUGGAGUGAUACUGGAGUGAUACUGGAGUGAUAGUGGUGGCUUCCUCUCUCUCUCGGGCUGGACUGUGGUGCAUCUGCGUCUGCACGCCCCCCCCUCCCCCCUCGCCCUCCAGCCAUGGCCUCGCGAGUAGGGCUGCGUCUGCAGCUAAUGCGAGACCAGCUGCAGCAGGAGGAGCAGCGGGAGCGGCAACAGCAGCAGAAUGCGGCGCUGCAGUACAUUCAACAGCAGAGUAUGUCUGUCCCUGCUCCCAGCCCUGCCAUCAACGCUCCACAACACUACCAGAGCAUGCAGGUUCCUGUUGAGGUGCUCAAGGUCCAGACUCACUUGGAGAACCCAACAGACUACCACAUCCGCCAGUCCCAGAGACAACAGGUGAAGGAGUACCUCUCCACCACCUACGCCACCAAGCAGACUGUGCAUGCAGUAACAGGUGUGGUGCAGCCCUCCCCUCCCCCUCCCCACCACUCCCCCCGGCUCCGUACGGAGCAGCUCAUCACAGGAAACAGCGCCCCCAAUAGCCCCAUGGCCAUGCUCAACAUCGGCUCCAGCCACGAGAACGAGGUACACGAGAUGGAUGAGGUCAUCGAUGACAUCAUCAGCAUGCAGUCGAGCUAUGAUGACAUCCAGCAGUAUAUUGACCCUCUUCAGACGUCCAACACUCUCCCUCUGUCCAGCAGUCACCUGGACGUGUACACGGGCCCUGGGAUGACAGGUCAAUCUAUCGCCAUGACAAGCAAUUCCUGCCCUGCCAACCUGGCCAUCAAACGAGAGCUGACGGAAACCCGUGCAAUGGCCAAAGAGAGACAGAAGAAAGACAACCACAACCUGAUUGAGAGGAGGAGAAGGUUCAACAUCAACGACCGCAUUAAAGAGCUGGGCGGCAUGAUCCCCAAAACCAACGACCUGGACGUGCGCUGGAAUAAGGGCACUAUUCUGAGGGCAUCCGUAGAAUACAUCAAGCGUAUGCAGAAGGACAUGCAGAGGACCAGAGAGGUAGAGAACAACUUCAAGAGGAUGGAGAUGGCCAACAAACAGCUGUGGCUGCGCAUCGAGGAGUUGGAGAUGCAGGCUCGUCUGCACGGCCUCCCCAGCUCCUCUCCCCCUGGGAUGGGUUCUGGGGACCUGAUGGGUUCCUACAUUAAACAGGAGACCAGCCCUGAGGAGAAGCUCCAGCAGCAGCAGGCCCAGCACCAAGCUCUUUCCCAGGGCCAACAACACCUCCACCACCCCCAGUCCCACCACAUUCAGCCCCAGCAGGGCCAGCCCAGACAGCUGCCUCCUCUCCCCCCUCAUCUCCAGCCCCAACUUCCCCUCCAGUACCCAGCUGUGGGCAGCUCUCAGCCCUUUGACUUUGCCCAGUCGCUGGACUUGUGUGACGGGGUUCCUGGCUACCCGGAGGGCUUGUCAGGGCUAGGGGAGCUUGGCCUCCUGGGUACCCAGGGAAGGAGAGGCGACCUGGGCUUCCUGAUGAUGGACGAGCCCCUGUCUCCUCUGGGUGGAGACCCUCUGCUCUCUGCCAUGUCUCCUGAGGCCUCGGUUGACUCCAGCCGCAGAUCCAGCUUCAGCAUAGAGGACACAGAUAUACUGUAGAGGGAGUGUACACACACACACAGACACAGGCACAUAUGGUACGUACAGAACACCCAAUGGACAUACACCCCGAGAGCACUGAUAUACUGUGAUAUAUGUUUUUGCUCUGUUCCUCAACCCUGCUACAUAUGCACUCCAGACGCCCUCACAUACACUGUAAGCACUCGUGUAGAAACUGUACACACACUGAGACAUACUUAAACACACACACUCAAAAUUAUCAUGGAUGCACACCCUUAACACUCACAUUCAACAGCAAUAUGAGAAACCAAACCCAUGUUUCGGAUUGCAAUAGUUGUUCCCUACCACUGUAAAUAUCAGAGCACCUCUAAAUGAUACACAAUCGAGUACACACACAAAUACACAAUGAGCACAGACAGCUUCUUGUUCACUCUAACACAGAAGGGCCCCUGUUAUUUGAAGGGAAAUAUGUGAGGGACUGCCAACGGUUUAACACACACACACACCCUUCUUCUGUAAAACACACUGCCAUGACCUCUAUGGUACUGCCAUCUCCUGUGUGAUCUAUGACCUUUAGCCUUUAGGGUACUGCCAAGUCUACUCCAUGACCUCUGACCCCUGUGUGAAUGUUGAGGAGAGAUGGAUUGGCCCUGCAUUGUGAGAUAGUGUAGCGAUUGAAGAGGUUAUGUCGCUCCACAGUGUAAGUAAUUCCACGUAGCGACUCAGGAUCUUCUGUAGCCCAGUCCUUAACCUGCCAACGUGCCUUGUGUUAGCCACCUGAAGCCUCACUCUAUCUGGGUGGAGAGUGUGGAGAGUGAAGGAGUGGGUUGUGUUUUUGUAUAUUGUAGUGCAGGGUUCCCCAACUGGCGGCCUGCGCUACAAAUUUUCCCCACGGGUGAUUUAUUUGGCCCCGCAAGUUUUCCCGAGACACUUAAAAAAAAAAAAUGAUUGUUUACAUAAAAGACUGUUAAAUGCCAGAAAAUCAGCUCCAAGUGAUUUUAGGGGUAGUAAAAUAAAUGUAUUCCCACGCAUAAAAGUAUUCCCAAGCGUAAUAUAUGUGAUUGUAUACAAAUGUAAGAAAGUUUUGAAAUUAUGUUUUGAUAUCUGUUUGGGCUUCUUGCAGUCUACAAAUUCUUUGUAAUUAUGUUCUGGCCCCCUGACCAUCCGCUCAAGAAAAAAUUGGCCCGCAGCUGAAUCUAGUUGAUGAUCCCUGUUGUAGUUUGUAGUUAGGAGAUAGAGGAGCAGUCAAAUAGAUUGGUCUGUAGUGUCGUAUUCCGCACUGUAAAAACACAGCACCAGCCUAACACACACACACGCACACAAAGCAGUGUGCCAUUAGGCUGUGUUCAAAUCAACACUUUGAGCGAGACUUUAGUACCUCACCCGGUUUGUGCUUGUAGAACUGCCAGCUUUGGGUCAGCCAGAUAAAACUACACACACUCACCAGGUAGAAACCAAACCAACCAUGUAGAAACCAAACUACGGACGUACAAUACAUGAAUAAACUAACAGGUAACAAAUGAGUUUGGAUGAGGGACUGGGGGUAACACUUUGAUUUGAUAUGGCUUAUGAUCAGUAAAGAAAAAAAGGAAGAAACAUGAUGAUUUAAAAGGUAUUUGUUUGUAUUCUUGUUUAUAGUUGGUUUUAUUUUAUCUCCCAAAGCACUGGAACCUAAUAUUUUUAUUGACUUUGUACAUAAAAUAAUUUAUGAAAUUAGUUUUAUUUCAUAUGUUUUAUGCCACUAAGCCACUUAAAUGUAUUUGUCCUUUUUUAUUUGAUUUUAUUCCAAACGUACCUUUUUCCUCUAACAGCCAUUUAAAUAUGAAAGUAUUUAAGCCACUAGUGUGAAAGUGUACGUACGACCAGUGGGGAGACAUAUUCUAUACUUUUCUUUGUGUGAAGAACUGUUCAAAUGUCACCUGAGAACAUGUACAAUUAUAUUAUGCCAUUUUUAUAUUGAUUGGGAUUGGUUUCUCUUUUUUAACCUCUAGAAAUUGGAACCAGAGACUGUUGAGAGGUGAUUUAUUUGAUUUUAUUCUGUUUUAAUUGUGCUUUUUGUGAAUGUGAAUAUGGCCUGUAGUACUGGUCCCCAGCCAAACCCAAAUACCACAAGAGAAGGGUAUUUUCCUUCAUGGUCUUGAUUUCCGUGGAGAUAACUACCUUCUAAUGGUACUCAGAAAUACCAUUGAGGAGAUCCGUUGGCAUAACCUUGAACAGACCUGACUUUCUCUCUCUCUCUCUCUCUCUCUCUGUCUGCCAGACUUUGCCUUUAUCCUAAUCAAUUGUUUUAUUUGAGUUUUUAUUGUCCAGCCGACACGCCAAAGAGCUUGUCUGCAGAUAAUGUGGCGUGUUGUCCCCUCUUUGACUGUCCCCCUCCUGCAUGUCACUGUAUGGGACUGAAACUGGCUGACUGGGCAGGGGAAACUGGCAUUCUGGUUUUGCUUUGGAUAUAAAAUGUUUUACCAAAAUCUGAGGA
Molecule: messenger RNA, 5002 nt
Organism: Oncorhynchus keta (chum salmon)
Lineage: Eukaryota; Metazoa; Chordata; Actinopteri; Salmoniformes; Salmonidae
Gene: tfeb
Product: transcription factor EB
Exons: 13
Coding region: 1090-2565 (491 amino acids)
Biological process (GO): positive regulation of DNA-templated transcription; humoral immune response; regulation of transcription by RNA polymerase II
Cellular component (GO): nucleus
Molecular function (GO): protein dimerization activity; DNA-binding transcription factor activity, RNA polymerase II-specific; RNA polymerase II cis-regulatory region sequence-specific DNA binding
Source: RefSeq, a predicted model, not a curated record